AUGAUUUCUCAGCUUUUGCUUUAUUUUUGUCUUCUGCCAUCCAUUUUCAGUUUGAACAUCGGAUUGUUCAGCAGUCCGUUUAACUCUCAACAGAUCAAAAAUGCUAUUCAGUUAAGUAAUCUAUUUGUCAGUCAACAUCAUGUUACUUUGAUACGUCCAAAUCCCACAUGCAAAAGCAGCCUACAUGUACCUUCUGAGAAAGUUCACCAGAUUUUUUUGAACGUCACUGGUGUUGCCUGUACGAGGGACUUCAAGCCUUUCACACAUAGGAAACUACAUAAAUUCUCAGAAUUUUCUGAUAUUGUGGCAGAAAACAGGAUUUUCAAAGAUGCCAGUCUGCAAAUUUGUAAAGAAAUGCUCAAGAACGACAAACUCAUUAAAGACAUCUCAGCAAGAAAGCUAGACUUGGCAAUACUGAGUGAUGUAGACUACUGUCUGCUUGGAGUUAUCAAGAAAGCUGGCAUCCUUAAAUGGGCUUUAGCUGAACCAGGAGUUCCUUCCAGUAACAUCUUGAUUGAAAACGGGAUCACACCAGCUAGUGAAGGCCUUGUGGAAAAAUUCCAGCAAAUAUUCAUUGGAGCAUUCAACUAUCUGAGUGAAUGGUGGUUUUUGCACAGUUCAUUGACUGAGCUCUUCCAGCAGCAAUACAGCGACGACUUUCCUUCAAUAGCAACACUUCGUCAUCAGAUAACAACGAUUAUAAGCGGAGCUCAGCCUAUACUACACAAUGAUUUAUCGUUUAACAAUCGAAUUCAUUUUAUGAACAACUCUCCGAACAACAAAAGUCCAAAGAAAGCUGAAAACUCUGUUGUUAUCGUUGCUUUGGAUGAUAACAACUCGUUAUCGGAAUCCUCUAGGAAUGCCCUUUUUGAACUAUUCAGAGCAAAGAAAACGACAAAGUUUGUUUGGUUGACAAAAGCUCAACAUGAAGUCCCAGCGAACGUCCAACUGGUCGUGAGCAAGCCAAAUUUUGCAAAUGCCAAACUAUUGAUUAGCAAUGGUGAUUAUUCUGAUAUGGUAGAAGCUUUACAUAAUGGAAUUCCAACACUCAUAUUAGGACAAAGUGAUUUGUUGGAAAAAAAUCUACAAGCCUUCGAAAAAAUAGAAGUUUCAAUUGUGGCUGAUAAUAAUUUAUUAAUUCAUUAUGAUACAAUUUUAUCAGCAAGAUAUGCGGUUAAUGUGCAAAGCAUUAAGGAUAUGCUAUCAAAGCAAUCAGAAGAUAUUGACCUUCUGAUUGCAAAAAGCUUGAAAAGCAAGAACUCAAAUAAUUCAUCUGUUAUAACAACAUUCUCCAUUGACAUUGCUAUUAUACUGUUCGUUCCACUCUACAUACUAUUCAUGUUCAUUAGAAAAUUGCUUUCAUUAUACUAUUGGUCUUGCUUUGAGAUGUCUUACAAAGAAAAGAUUAAGAAUGAUUAA
Molecule: messenger RNA, 1419 nt
Organism: Auanema sp. JU1783
Lineage: Eukaryota; Metazoa; Nematoda; Chromadorea; Rhabditida; Rhabditidae
Source: the annotation of a GenBank genome assembly